AUGCCUGUUCGCAGGGGGCACGUGGCACCACAAAACACAUUUUUGGGGACCAUCAUACGGAAAUUUGAAGGGCAAAAUAAAAAAUUUAUCAUCGCAAAUGCCAGAGUGCAGAACUGUGCCAUCAUCUACUGCAAUGAUGGGUUCUGUGAGAUGACUGGUUUCUCCAGGCCAGAUGUCAUGCAAAAGCCGUGCACCUGUGACUUUCUCCAUGGGCCUGAGACCAAGAGGCAUGAUGUUGCUCAAAUUGCCCAGGCGUUGCUGGGGUCAGAGGAGAGGAAAGUGGAGGUCACCUACUACCACAAAAAUGGGUCCACUUUCAUUUGUAAUACUCACAUAAUUCCAGUGAAAAACCAAGAGGGCGUGGCUAUGAUGUUCAUCAUUAAUUUUGAAUAUGUGAGAGAUGAAGAAAAUGCUGCUUCGCCAGAGAGGGUAAAUCCAAUAUUACCAGUCAAAACUGUAAACCGGAAACUUUUUGGGUUCAAAUUCCCUGGUCUGAGAGUUCUCACUUACAGAAAGCAGUCCUUACCACAGGAAGAUCCUGAUGUGGUAGUGAUUGAAUCAUCUAAACACAGCGACGACUCCGUAGCCAUGAAGCACUUGAAGUCUCCAACAAAAGAAAGCUGCAGCCCCUCGGAAGCAGAUGACACAAAAGCCUUGAUACAGCCCAGCAAGUGUUCCCCCUUGGUGAAUAUCUCUGGACCUCUUGACCAUUCCUCUCCUAAAAGGCAAUGGGACCGACUCUACCCUGACAUGCUGCAGUCAAGUUCCCAGCUGACUCAUUCCAGAUCAAAGGAAAGCCUUUGUAGUAUACGGAGGGCUUCCUCGGUUCAUGAUAUAGAAGGAUUCAGUGUCCAUCCCAAGAACAUAUUUAGAGACCGACACGCCAGUGAAGACAAUGGUCGCAAUAUUAAAGGGCCUUUUAAUCAUAUCAAGUCAAGCCUCCUGGGAUCCACGUCGGAUUCAAACCUCAACAAAUACAGCACCAUUAACAAGAUUCCACAGCUCACUCUGAAUUUUUCAGAUGUCAAAGCUGAAAAAAAGAAUGCAUCCCCUCCUUCUUCAGAUAAAACCAUUAUUGCGCCCAAAGUUAAAGAUCGAACACACAAUGUGACAGAGAAAGUUACCCAGGUUCUCUCUUUAGGAGCAGAUGUUCUACCAGAAUAUAAGCUGCAGACGCCACGCAUCAACAAGUUCACGAUCUUGCACUACAGUCCUUUCAAGGCCGUCUGGGAUUGGCUUAUCCUCCUGCUGGUCAUAUACACUGCUAUAUUCACGCCCUAUUCUGCAGCCUUUCUCCUCAACGAUAGAGAAGAACAGAAAAGACGAGAAUGUGGCUAUGCCUGUAGCCCUUUGAAUGUGGUAGACUUGAUUGUGGAUAUUAUGUUUAUCAUAGAUAUUCUAAUCAACUUCAGAACAACAUAUGUAAAUCAGAAUGAAGAAGUGGUAAGUGAUCCAGCCAAAAUAGCAAUACACUACUUCAAAGGCUGGUUCCUGAUUGACAUGGUUGCAGCAAUUCCUUUUGACUUGCUGAUUUUUGGAUCGGGUUCUGAUGAGACAACAACAUUAAUUGGUCUUUUGAAGACAGCUCGACUCCUUCGUCUUGUGAGAGUGGCCCGAAAACUUGAUCGAUACUCAGAAUAUGGGGCUGCAGUUCUAAUGCUCUUAAUGUGCAUAUUCGCCCUGAUUGCUCACUGGCUGGCUUGCAUUUGGUAUGCCAUUGGGAAUGUAGAAAGGCCCUACCUGACUGACAAAAUCGGCUGGUUGGAUUCCUUAGGACAACAAAUUGGGAAACGUUACAAUGACAGUGACUCAAGUUCUGGACCAUCCAUUAAAGAUAAAUACGUCACAGCACUUUAUUUUACCUUCAGCAGUUUAACGAGUGUGGGAUUUGGGAAUGUGUCUCCUAACACCAAUUCGGAGAAAAUCUUUUCGAUUUGUGUUAUGUUGAUUGGCUCACUAAUGUAUGCAAGCAUUUUUGGGAAUGUAUCUGCAAUUAUCCAAAGACUGUACUCGGGAACUGCCAGGUACCAUAUGCAGAUGCUGCGAGUAAAGGAGUUCAUUCGCUUUCACCAAAUCCCCAACCCUCUGAGGCAGCGGCUUGAAGAAUAUUUCCAGCACGCAUGGACUUACACCAAUGGCAUUGACAUGAACAUGGUCCUAAAGGGUUUCCCAGAAUGUUUACAAGCUGACAUUUGUCUACAUCUCAACCAGACUUUGCUGCAAAACUGCAAAGCCUUUCGGGGGGCAAGUAAAGGUUGCCUUAGAGCUUUGGCAAUGAAGUUCAAGACCACCCAUGCACCUCCAGGAGACACCCUGGUUCACUGUGGGGAUGUCCUCACUGCUCUUUAUUUCUUAUCCAGAGGCUCCAUUGAAAUCCUCAAAGAUGACAUUGUGGUAGCUAUUCUGGGAAAAAAUGAUAUAUUUGGAGAAAUGGUCCAUCUUUAUGCCAAACCUGGAAAGUCUAACGCAGAUGUAAGAGCACUCACAUACUGUGACUUGCAUAAGAUUCAGAGAGAAGAUUUGCUAGAGGUUUUGGACAUGUAUCCUGAGUUUUCCGAUCACUUUCUCACAAACCUAGAGCUGACUUUCAACCUGAGGCAUGAGAGUGCGAAGGCUGAUCUCUUACUACGAUCACAGUCCAUGAAUGAUUCUGAAGCAGACAACUGUAAACUGCGAAGGAGAUUGUCAUUUGAUAGUGAAGGAGACAAAGAUUUUGGCAAAGGAAGCACUACAAAUGACCCUGAAGACUCUGUAGAUACCAUAAGACAUUACCAGAGUUCCAAAAAGCACUUCGAAGAGAAAAAAAGCAGGUCUUCAUCUUUCAUCUCCUCCAUUGAUGAUGAACAAAAGCCUCUCUUCUCGGGACUUGCUGAUUCUCCUCCAGGGAUAGGGAAAGCAACUGGACUCGGUCUUGAAGAAACAGGGCCCACCUCAGGAAGGAUUCACAUAGAUAAAAGAAGUCACUCUUGCAAAGAUGUCACUGACACAAGAAGCUGGGAAAGAGAAAAUACUGGGACUCAGGCUGAUGAGCCUAGUCCCUCAGCACUUCAGCAAGCUGCCUGGGGAGUCUCUGAAACUGAAAGCGACCUCACCUAUGGAGAAGUGGAGCAAAGAUUAGAUUUGCUUCAGGAACAGCUUAACAGACUUGAAUCCCAAAUGACUGCAGACAUCCAGACCAUCCUACAGCUGCUGCAGAAACAAACCACUGUGGUCCCACCAGCCUAUAGUAUGGUCACUGCAGGAGGAGAGUAUCAGAGACCCACCAUCCGCCUGAUGAGAACCAGUCAUCCGGUCGCGUCCAUCAAGACAGAUCGAAGUUUCAGUCCUUCCUCACAGUGUCCUGAAUUUCUAGACCUUGAAAAAUCCAAACUUAAAUCCAAAGAAUCCCUCUCAAGUGGAGUGCAUCUGAACACCGCUUCGGAAGACAACUUGACUUCACUUUUAAAACAAGACAGUGAUCUCUCUUUAGAGCUUCACCCCCCAAGGCAAAGGAAAACUUGCCUUCAUCCAAUUAGGCAUCCCUCUUUGACAGAUUCAUCCCUAAGCACUGUAGGAGUCUUGGGUCUUCAUAGGCAUGUUUCUGAUCCUGGUCUUCCGGGGAAAUAA
This is a messenger RNA of Budorcas taxicolor (takin), 3606 nucleotides long. It is a transcript of the gene KCNH7, whose product is annotated as potassium voltage-gated channel subfamily H member 7. Gene Ontology annotation, cellular component: membrane. Gene Ontology annotation, biological process: potassium ion transmembrane transport; membrane repolarization during action potential. Gene Ontology annotation, molecular function: inward rectifier potassium channel activity. The record is from RefSeq and is a predicted model, not a curated record. Bases 1 to 3606 code for a protein of 1201 amino acids. NCBI's taxonomy places the organism in Eukaryota, Metazoa, Chordata, Mammalia, Artiodactyla, Bovidae. The transcript has 16 exons.